AUGGCGCGCGCGGGCAGCAGCUGUGAGCAUCAGCUGGCGCCCUGUGUCGGCAGAGUGCUGGGGCGUUCGCUUUGGCCUGUGGCAGGGGCCAACAACCCGGAGUUUGGCGCGGCUGUAGCCCAGGCAUCGGCGGGCGGCAAGGCUCAUUUGAUUGCCGGCAGGAGGCGGUGCUAUGACAGCAAUGGGCGCGUGGCGCAAGCGCGAGUGGUCAACACG
Messenger RNA from Monoraphidium neglectum, 216 nucleotides. RefSeq lists its product as hypothetical. The record is from RefSeq and is a predicted model, not a curated record. The annotation marks the transcript as partial. Lineage: Eukaryota; Viridiplantae; Chlorophyta; Chlorophyceae; Sphaeropleales; Selenastraceae. The transcript has a single exon.